This is a messenger RNA of Toxorhynchites rutilus septentrionalis, 2924 nucleotides long. Its product is annotated as chloride channel protein 2-like. Gene Ontology annotation, molecular function: voltage-gated chloride channel activity. Bases 161 to 2860 code for a protein of 899 amino acids. Gene Ontology annotation, biological process: transmembrane transport; chloride transport. Lineage: Eukaryota; Metazoa; Arthropoda; Insecta; Diptera; Culicidae. The record is from RefSeq and is a predicted model, not a curated record. Gene Ontology annotation, cellular component: membrane. The transcript is spliced from 10 exons.
UUUGGAAUUUCUGAAUUUCCGACUUGGCCAGCUGCCAUUACAGCAGAUUACCGUCCCAUCGUUAAAUAUUGGGCAAUUGUCAAGGUUAGAUUGGAGAGUAGUGGCAAAACAAUCAAAAUACCAUCGGAUAUGGAAAAGUGAAACACUAACACCAACAAAGAUGAGCUCGAAUAAAAUAAAUUCGUUGACUACAUCCUCGAACAUCAGUAUAGUGAAAUCCUUGAAAUCCGGAGCCGACGAUGAAACGUCUGGAAAAGGCAGCUUUCUUGGGUAUACACAAACCUUGAUGUGUGGUAAGUACACCAGAGAUCUGGGAGAAUACGCUAGAAAAGAAGCACGUAGGCGCAACAAUAAAAUCAGUGUGGAUAAGCCCUGGAGUAAGGAACUUUAUGGAAAGCGACCGACCAAAUUGUAUCGCUUGUUGAAUAAAUUGUGGCUAAACACAUUGGGGCGAUUGGGCGGAGAAUGGAUCCUGAUGGUGUUGUUGGGUGCGAGUGUUGCUGUUAUCUCAUACUCGAUGGACGAAAUGAUAACCUUUUUGCAUAGAAGCCGCGUAAGAUUAUUCCACAUGGCGCCGGAAAAUAACAUUCUGCAGUUUCUCGCAUGGGUAUCGCUGCCGGUUCUGCUGGUUAUGUUCGGCGCUGGUUUCGUACAAAUAGUAUCCCCACAAGCGGUUGGGUCAGGAUUUGCUGAAAUACGAUGCAUACUACAGGGAGUGGUUAUCAAAGGUUACCUCAACUUCAGCACACUCGUAGCUAAAGUUGUUGGCUUAACGGCCGUUCUUGGAGCGGGCAUUCCGAUAGGCAAGGAGGGACCCUUCGUACACAUUGCCAGCAUAUUGUCGCAGUUGUAUGGUAGAUUUAUGACACCGAUAGACACCCUUCCGGAGAAUGAUAUACACAAUCUGGACCUGUUGGCCGCUGCGUCAGCUGUUGGAGUUGGUUCUUGCUUCGCGUCACCCGUUGGCGGUGUGCUACUGAGUAUCGAGGCAACGGCACCGUAUUUUGCAGUUCGAAACUAUUGGAGAGGAUUCCUCGGAGCGGUCUGUGGAACGCUCCUUUAUCGUCUGUUAUUUGUUUGGGGCCAUACGACCGAAACAGUCACUGCAUUAUAUCAAACGCAUUUCACCAAGGAAGUAUCCUUCUGUCCGAAGGAGUUGUUUGUGUUUGCGUUGUUCGGGCUGUUGUGCGGAGUGCUAGCAGCUCUUUUCGUUUGGAUUCAGAAAGUUUAUAUACUAUGGAUGAAAUCCACCAAGAUGCACGCAUAUUUACAGAAAACACGUCUCCUGUAUCCGGCUAUUGUUGCGUUCGUCACGGUCAGCCUCCAAUAUCCCUACGGGGUGGGACGUUUUACGGCCGGGGAGAUAUCUAGCCAUGAACACUUCCACCAUUUAUUUUCCAACUUUACGUGGAGUAGGGCCGAUUUAUCGGAUGAGGAAGCACACGUAGUGAACCAUUGGCAAACACCAGAAAGCAGUGCGUUUUUUCAUCUGCUAAUUUUUUUCGCAUUUUCGUUCCUAUUCAGCAUCAUCGGAAGUACGAUGCCGGUGCCGGCGGGAAUGUUUAUUCCGUUGUUCAAAGCAGGAGCAGCACUAGGUCGUUUGGUAGGGGAAUUGAUGCACAUCUGGUUCCCCCAAGGUUUGCCGUAUGGCAACGGCCUACUCGCACCGAUUGUACCGGGGGGCUAUGCCGUUGUGGGUGCAGCAGCUUUCGCGGGAGGUGUGACGCACACCAUAUCCAUAUGCGCGAUGGUCUUCGAGAUAACUGGUCAAGUCAAGUACAUGGCACCGGUUAUCGUGGCCGCCCUAGUAGCUAAUAUCGUGUCCCGGAAGAUACAUCCUUCCAUGUACGAUAUGUUGGCGGAAAUCAAAAAGCUGCCCAAUUUACCGGACAUCUCCUCGUUGGCAUCUGGACAAAAUACUGUUUAUGCACAGGAUUUCAUGGUUCGCGAUGUUUUGUUCAUUUGGAAAGAUAUCUCAUACCAAGAACUGGUCGACAUCUUAGAGGCGAGCAAGGAUUUCAGGAGUCUGCCCUUGGUGGAUAACCCCAAGGAUCGAAUACUGCUGGGAAGCGUAGAGCGAAUACAGCUGCUUAAAUUAAUCGAUAACCAUAUGAGCCGUGCUAGACGCCAGAGAGCGGCAGCUCAGAGGUGGCUUGAGGAGCAAGCGAACACAAAACGCCGGGUUUCGGUGUACGAAUUGUCUCCCGACGAUAAAGAAGAUUCGGAAUCAGACUUGAUGUCAGAAAGUGCGUCCGGUAGCAACAUAUGCAACAACCUUCGACGAUUCUUCAGAAUAAAUCGGGAAACGGAGAAGUUUGACACCGAGCUGAAUACUGGCAUUAGAACGUUUGGUAAAUCAUUUGUGGCUUCUGAUCGAUACUUCGAUUUUCUUCCUGAGGAUCGUAAAAUAUGGGAAGCAGAGGAGAUAGCUAAACCAAUCGAUCUCCAUUUACUGCAGAUCGAUCCGGCGCCUGUACAAUUGAUCGAGAAUACGCCAAUACUGAAGGUACAUCGAAUGUUCUCGAUGAUCGCUAUUGACAUGGCAUAUGUCACGAAUCUUGGUCGUCUGGUUGGAGUUGUGGGUUUGAAUGAGCUAAGAAAAACUGUUGUCGCAGUGAACAAAGGAACGCUGAUCUCGGGAUCUCAUCCACAUAAACAUGACGAAGAGACAGGGUUGCUACAGUUGAACAAAAACAGUUGUGCACGGAUUCCUUCGCUGCAUAGUUACAGUCAGCAGUCUACAUUGGGUGAUCAAAUGGAACAUAGUUCACUACCGUAUAUUGAUGAUUCAUUUGACACCAAGCAAGGUGAUGAGGAUCCGACUCUAACCAACAUUGAACAGAUUGUACAGGAAAGCUAGCAUAUGCCGCUAAAUAAUGAUAAUGGUAGGAUAAUAAAAGCCGUACAUUCGUCAAUUUCAAAAC